AUGUCAAAUAAUAUUGACAAUAAUUUAAAUCCUAUUGACGAUUGUUUAGCAUCUUCUUCAAUGAAUAAAAAAUCUAAUCCUGAAGGUCAGCCUCGAGCUAAAGUAUUGGAUUCCUAUACUAUUGAUGCAAAAAAUAGAAAAUAUUAUUCUAUUCGAUGCCAAUAUUGUUCUAAGUAUUGGCAAAAAGGAAUCUCAUUCAUAAUAGAAUCACAUUUAGCUAACGAAUCUAAAUUGCAAAUGUACUGGCUUUUAGAAAUCCGGAAAGAACUUGAAUAUUAUGGAAAAGAUUUAACUGAAGAAGAAUUACAGGCCUGUACUAAUAUGGCAACAAUUCCAGUUUUGGAAGUUGAUAUAUUUAAUAUAAAUGACGACAUAUUCGAUGAUGACAAAUCUUAUAUUAUGAAUCAACAUACUAAUUUUACUUUAGUGAAUUCUGAUACAUUUGUGGCUUCUGAGACAAAACUUAAUAUCGAAGAUAUAGCGGAUCUUACAUUAUCUUUUUUUAAUAACAAUAACAUGGAAACAUAUUGUGAAAACUUUAAACUACAAUCUAAACCUACAUCAAGCAAAGGUCACGGAAAUAUGAAUUUUGAAGCAUCAAAUGUUGUUGAUGAGGUCUUAGGACUUGAGGAUGAUAAUAAUCAGCUUUAA
Molecule: messenger RNA, 651 nt
Organism: Cetraspora pellucida
Lineage: Eukaryota; Fungi; Glomeromycota; Glomeromycetes; Diversisporales; Gigasporaceae
Source: the annotation of a GenBank genome assembly